Solea solea (common sole) is the source of this 3879-nucleotide messenger RNA. RefSeq names its product kelch-like family member 36 (gene klhl36). The coding region runs from base 1174 to 3039 and encodes 621 amino acids. Gene Ontology annotation, molecular function: cullin family protein binding. NCBI's taxonomy places the organism in Eukaryota, Metazoa, Chordata, Actinopteri, Pleuronectiformes, Soleidae. The transcript has 9 exons. The record is from RefSeq and is a predicted model, not a curated record.
CUGAAAUUGUGAGGUUAAACAUGUGAAUUGUAAAACGAAAGCAGAGAUUAUGAGCUUAAAAAAAUCCCAACAAGAUUCAAGAUUCAUGAUUCAAGAUUCUUUAUUGUUAUUAUGCAAGCAUAACAAAAUUUCCUCCCGAGACACUCAGCACACAUUGAAAUAGAAAUGAACAAAGGGAAGUGAACAGUGCAGGGAAAUGUAUGUACAGGGGGAAAAAGAGAGAACAUUUCAUCACAAUAACGUUUUUUUGUCAAAGCUUAUAAAAAAAAGAAGACUUUUAUUAUUGUUAUUAAUAUAUGUUUUGAUAAUAAAUACCGUAUAAUGAUAAUAAACGUGUAAACACAUAGCUGGGCUGUGAUUGGUCCGUUCAGCUGCAGCUCAUUUCCUUGUCACAGUAUCCGGAUGAAAUGAUUUUAGCUUCAAAAUAAAAGGGGGUGUAGAACUCGUCGAUUUAAAUUUAAAACGACGCAAAGAGAUCAUUUUAGUAACAUUCGUAGGAUGUCAGUGCUGUCCACACACACUGCCGACUGUGUUCAUUUUAAUGUACUGACAAUUACUUGUUUUAUUUAAUUAUUUUAAUCGCUUGACUAAGGGACUUAUUCUGAAAAUCCGAACCGGAAGUGCGUCUGUUUACCCGGAUGAUAGGAAGCGGUGCAUCUUUUUUUGUGUCCGAUCAACUGUCCUAACAUUAACGUGUUUUUAACGUGUCUUUGUUGACAUUAACGUGUCUUUAACGUGUCUUUGUUGACAUUAACGUGUCUUUAACGUGUCUUUGUUGACAUUAACGUGUCUUUAACUUGUCUUUACUGACAUUAACGUGUCUUUGUUGACAUUAGCAUGUCUUUACCUUGUCUUUACUGACAUUAACGUGUCUUUAACGUGUCUUUACUGACAUUAACGUGUCUUUAUUGACAUUAACGUGUCUUUGUUGACAUUAGCGUGUCUUUACCUUGUCUUUACUGACAUUAACGUGUCUUUAACGUGUCUUUACUGACAUUAACGUGUCUUUAUUGACAUUAACGUGUCUUUGUUGACAUUAACGUGUCUUUAUUGACAUUAACGUGUCUUUGUUGACAUUAACGUGUCUUUAUUCGUUGCUAAAAACUGCGACAGAAGCUGAAGAUGGUGACGAUGUGACCGUGGAAAAAAGACGACUGUUCAGACAUUAACGUGAUGGACGACGUCAAACCAAGCCGCGCGUGUCGUCCUCUGUGCAUCAGUCAAUCAUCAAAGGUGUUCCGUUGGAGGGACGGAGCUGUGGAGGUGUUGCGGGGCCUCGAUGAGCAGCGGCAGCAGCAGCACAGUCACUUCUGUGACGUGGUGCUCGUGGCCGAUGACCAGAGGGUUCCCGGUCACCGCGCCCUGCUCGCCGUCUCCAGCCCGUACUUCCACGCCAUGUUCACCCUGGGCAUGAGGGAGGAGCAUCAGGAGGAGGUGGAGCUGGUUGGAAUGUCCUACGUGGGUCUGAAGGCAGUCGUGGACUUCCUGUACAGCGGCGAGCUGCCACUCGAUGGAGGAAACAUCGACUCUGUUCUGGAAGCUGCUCACCUUCUUCAGGCAUGGCGUGUGGUGGACUUGUGCUGCCAGUACCUGGAGCAGGAGGUGAGCGAGGAGAACUACCUGUACCUGCAGGAGCUGGCUCUGUUCUACAGUCUGGAGCGCCUGGACGCCUUCAUCGACCGCUUCAUUCUGGCCCGCUUCGCCGCGCUCUCGUUCACCGCUGACUUUCUACACAACGUUCCUGUACGCAAGCUCACGUCCUACCUCGCCAGUGAGCAGGUGCAGCACGACAGUGAGCAGUGUCUCCUGCGGGCGGCGCUGCAGUGGCUCGCUCAGUCUCCUGAGAGGCGGGCCCACGCCGCACAGCUCCUCUCCCACAUCCACUUCCCGCUGAUGCCGGUGGACGAGCUGCUGAGCCGCGUGCUGCCGGCCGCGCGGGAGGCCGACUGCGCGGCGCUGGUGGAGGAGGCGCUGGAGUACCACGCCAGCCCCAGCGCACAGCCGCUCCUGCAGACGGGACGCACGGCGCUGAGGGGCGGGGCCGAGCAGCUGCUGCUGAUGGGAGGAGAGGUGUCUGAAGUCGGCGAGGAGCUGAGCGCCAACGUUUGCCGCCUGGACGGCGAAACAGGAAGCUGGGCGGUGGAAACACAGCUGCCGUCCCAGCGGAGCCACCACUGCCUCGCCGUGCUGGGAGGCUUCGUCUUUGUCGCGGGCGGCAGCUCGUCCAGAGACGACGGCGGAGACGCCGCCUCCGACCUGCUGUACAGAUAUGACCCCCGACACAACCAGUGGACCAGGGGGGCUUCCAUGAACCAGAGGAGAGUGGAUUUUUACCUGGGGGCAGUGGGUCAGCGUCUGAUCGCCGUCGGCGGGAGGAACGACGGCGGAGCUCUGUCCUCUGUGGAGGUCUACUGUCCCUCUGAGGACUGCUGGUCCUACACAGCAGGACUGCCCAGGUUCACGUACGGUCACGCCGGGACGGUCCACCGCGGCGAGGUCUACAUCUCAGGCGGCCACGACUAUCAGAUCGGACCGUACCGCAGAGACGUCCUGAGCUAUGACGCGUCACGUGACGGGGACGCGUGGGCGGAGCGACGGCCCAUGUCUGUGGCUCGAGGACGCCACUGCAUGGCCUCGCUCCACCACCUCAUCUACGCCAUCGGGGGCAGCGACGACCACGAGGACACCGCCGAGCGCUUCGACGUCCUGCAGGUGGAGUCCUACGACCCGCGCGGCGGACAGUGGACGCGAGUGGCGCCGCUGCUGCUGCCUAACAGUGAGGCGGGGCUUGCGGUGUGGGCGGGGCGGAUCUACGUGCUGGGGGGCUACGGCUGGGAGAACAUGGUCUUCUCCAGAGCCACCCAGGUGUUUGACCCCGACACAGGUUCCUGGUCCAGAGGACCCGACUUACCGAAGCGCAUCGCAGGAGCGUCUGCGUGCGUCUUAACUGUAAAGUCAUCGCCGUCCUCGUCUUCACCGGAGGACAAGACGACGGGACAAAGUGUGAGAGGACAGACCAAGGACUUCAGAGGCUUCUAAUGAGAGGAGAAGUCUUUAUUUAUAAGAAGCAUCACAAUAAAAUCACUCUUAUUUAUUUAUUUUGAAAGGGAAAGUUUAUUUGUUUUAAAGUGGUGUGUAACGCGCUCACUCUCCCACACCAAAGUCCAUCACACACACAGGAGUUGUUGAUCCACUGCUGCCUCCAUCACUGAGUCUCAACGUCUGAUUUUGUCACUUUGGUUUUAAAAUCCUUUGUUGACACAAAGUGACCACACGAGGCAGCAGAGGACCAGCAGCUAAAAUCACUGGUUUUCUCUUUGGGCUUUGCUGUGGGAGCCUUUAAAAUAAAACCAUCAUUCAUUCAUGUUUUCACCUGCCUGAGAAGAACCACUGAAACUAAACGAGUUAGAGUUGUGUUGAAUUUCUCAGCAUCGUAUUUGCACCUCCCUGUGAUGGAGGAGGAGGAGGAGGAGCAGCAGCACCUCCCUGUGAUGGAGGAGGAGGAGGAGCACCUCCCUGUGAAGGUUGAUUCCACAGUUUCCGGCAGCUUCAUUCAAAAGGAUAGUACGGGUGAGAUUUGACUCUGAAACAAACAGGACACAGUUGUUGAACGAGUGAGACGACGCUGCAGCACGGCUGUGUUCACUCAUUCACUGAGCAGCACAGCUGUGUUCACUCAUUCACUGAGCAGCACAGCUGUGUUCACUCAUUCACUGAGCAGCGCGGCUGUGUUCACUCACUCACUGAUCGCGCAGGCCCUCCAGCCUCGGUCCAGUCCUCUCAGUGCCUUCAUGUCGUCGUCACAGAGUUUGAAGUCAAAUAUCUGCACAGUGCACAACUCAGUGGGUUAUUUCUCAUAAUAAAAGAAUAAUGAACUGA